AUGGGUCUGGAACCCAGCUGGUCAGGAAAUGGAGCCCCAAGGGAACAGAGCAACUCGCUGAGGUCACACCACCAUGACAAUACAGCGAGCGCUCUGAACCCUUCCCAUUUGGUCGAGAGCAGCUCUGCAAAUGAGCAGAAGUCAAAGCGUGGACAUUUCCUGGAUUCGCUGCCAACGCAAAAGAGAGGGAGGGGCCCAGGCUCUGGCAAAGGCACACAGUGUGGAAAGCUGGUGGAAAAAUAUGGAUUUACACAUCUCUCGACUGGCGAGCUCCUGCGGAAUGAGCUGUCAUCAGAAUCUGAAAGAAGCAAGCUGAUCAGAGGCAUCAUGGAACGUGGAGAGCGGGUGCCCUCAGGCAUCAUUCUGGAGCUCCUGAAGGAGGCCAUGGUGGCCAGCCUCAGCAACACCAAGGGCUUCCUGAUUGACGGCUAUCCUCGGGAAGUGAAGCAAGGAGAAGAGUUCGGACGCAGGAUUGGAGACCCACACCUGGUGAUCUGUAUGGACUGCUCAGCAGACACCAUGACCAACCGCCUUCUCCAGAGGAGCCGGAGCAGCCCACAGACAGAUGACAAUACCACCACCAUCGCCAAGCGCCUUGAGACCUACUACCGGGCCUCCAUCCCUGUGGUCGCCUACUAUGAGACGAAAACACAGCUACAUAAGAUAAAUGCAGAGGGCACACCAGAAGAAGUUUUUCUUCAACUCUGCACAGCUAUUGACUCUAUUUUCUGAAGGCAAAAAACGCAUGUAUGUUGAGAGUGGAACAGAGAAAAAUAUUAAAAGGUUCAUCGCUUAACACAGUAUGUUUCAAUUUAAACCUGUGUGUCCCCCGCCUCGAAAUCCUGACAUUGCUGUUUGCUUCCCAGCUUGACCUGAGAGGUGUGUGGAAAUCAUGCAUGGUGUAUUUGGUAUUACCCAGCCUUUUCUUCCUCAGUCAGACAGCAGUCUGCACUCACAGCACGCACUCUUUUCUGUCACCUCAGAGCUAAAUUAGUAUGUGAACAGCAGUGCAGUGCCCAUCUGUCAGGUGUGCCUUCAGAACUAAUCAUUUGAUUCUACUCACCUCAGAGAGGGAGGAGUUAGUGUCCUUAACACCCCAUCACAUCUCCCUUCCUCUCUUCAAGAUUUGUUGUUACCUAAGGCCCUUAAUAUGGGGGGCAAGCUGGGGCAUCUCCCUCUGCAAGCUGUUUCCUCAAAGUCUCAUCCAGCUCAGAAUCACAGAGAUUGGGUUAACAAGUGAACACCAACUGUUCCUAAGAAAUUUGAUUAAAUUUCUAAAAAUGUUAUGAGCUUUUUAAAAUUUGAAAGUGCAUAGCUUUUUCAAAGAUAGCAAAAUCUAGACUAGUCACCCAUAACAUUUCUCUAUUCAUUUCUGUAAAACUGGCAACUUGGAAUACUGUCAUGGAUACUUGGAAUACUGUCACAUUGGCUAAAAGAACAAAUUGGAUAAACUGUCUAACUUAGACUCUUCUAUAAAAUAGUUGGUGCAUCUGGGGAAUUAUACAUUAAUACCAAUGACCACACAGAAUUUCAAAGCAUGAGGUGAUUUGUUAUUACAUUCACUGGACUAACGUCAACUUAUGCCACCUGUGUAGUUACCAAGCAAAUAAGAAAUGUAAUAACAAAACUGACGUGGGAGGAAGGGGCCUGUCAGUACACGAUGUUUUAACAGAGUUUGUUGUUGUAUUUGUUCCAUAAAGGCCCUUUACAGAGGUUUGCAAACCUUAUAUCCAUAUGUAACAUUGUGUUUCCUCAAAUCAAACCAGUGAAGUUUGGGUUCUCUUUUGUGCUACCAGCUGCCAAGUCAGAGUUUCUUAUAUAUUCUACUGGAAUAAUUGCAAUUAGUCACUACAAAAGACCACAGUUUCAGUUUGCAUGAUUUUUUUUUUUCCCUUCAAUGGUUGUGCAGGAUUGAAGGAUUCAUUUCUGGGACAGAAUUGUAUUUUUAAAAUCUUUUUUUUUCCUUGAAAUGGAUAUGUACAAAUAAAAUAAAUGGAACACAGGAUAA
This is a messenger RNA of Odocoileus virginianus texanus, 2008 nucleotides long. Lineage: Eukaryota; Metazoa; Chordata; Mammalia; Artiodactyla; Cervidae. The record is from RefSeq and is a predicted model, not a curated record.